Messenger RNA from Syngnathus typhle (broad-nosed pipefish), 5967 nucleotides. RefSeq names its product paired amphipathic helix protein Sin3a-like. The coding region runs from base 338 to 4195 and encodes 1285 amino acids. Gene Ontology annotation, cellular component: chromatin. The record is from RefSeq and is a predicted model, not a curated record. Gene Ontology annotation, biological process: negative regulation of transcription by RNA polymerase II. The transcript has 22 exons. Gene Ontology annotation, molecular function: transcription corepressor activity. NCBI's taxonomy places the organism in Eukaryota, Metazoa, Chordata, Actinopteri, Syngnathiformes, Syngnathidae.
UCCUCCAUGACAGUCACGCCCCUUAUGUUCAACGAACGCCGCUUCAUACAUACCCUGUUGUUAAUGGCGCGGACUAUUUCAUUUUUGUCGAUUUUCGUGGACAAGCAGUCAAAAGCGCACAUCUUUUCACUGCCAUCUUAAUGCGCCUGGGAGGUUUGCUGGGGGGAUUUUUUGUCACUGAUGUGGCAGCGUUGUUGCUGGAGGCAGCCCAGCGAGGACCUGACGUCUGUUGAUCACUGAAAAACAUACCAAUUUGCUGUUUUGUGCUCUUUCUGAAAGAAGAUGCCACAAGCUGGUGCCGAAGGGGCUUUUAAGCCCCUUUGAGUAUGUUUCAACAAUGAAGAGGCAUGUGGAGGACCAGGAACCCAUAUUUGCGCCCCAGCAACCACAUACCCCAGUGCAGGGCAUUGCAGAAAGCUUCCAACAGAGGGCUCUAGCCCCAACUACCACUGUGAUAGAGGCAGCUACAAACAAUAUGCAGCCAUCAUCUGGCAUCCAGUAUUCUCUACCCCAGGGUUACCAGGUGCCGACAAUGCCCCAGAGCACAAGUGGGCACGGACUUAACAGUUCUGGACAACAUGUUGGAGCCCAUGCACACAGCAUAGCAGUCCAAUCCCAGGCCCCUGCAGUGGUCCAAGGUCAUGUGCAUCCAACUGCGCCCAUGACUUCAGCACAAGGACAGCAGCAGUUUCAGCGUCUGAAGGUUGAAGAUGCUUUGUCAUAUCUUGACCAAGUAAAGCUUCAGUUUGGAAAUCAGCCUCAAGUGUAUAAUGAUUUCCUGGAUAUUAUGAAAGAGUUCAAAUCGCAGAGCAUAGACACUCCAGGUGUUAUCAGUCGCGUGUCGCAACUCUUCAAGGGCCAUCCCGACCUCAUUAUGGGCUUCAAUACUUUCUUGCCACCUGGAUAUAAAAUUGAGGUUCAAACUAACGAUCUGGUCAACGUGACCACGCCAGGCCAGAUUCACUACAUCACGCCUCACGGUAUAUCUGUUCAAAACAUCCCCGUAAGUGCGCCACCCAGCCAGCCUCUAAACCAGCAUCAGCACCAGACUGUGCCACAGGCUGGCUUACACACUGCUACUGCCACCCCACCUGUCCCCACCCAGCCUGCGGCAAAUAAAGUCAACAAGGCCAUGCAGUCUCCAGCCCACACGCCCACCAGCCAGCCGAACCCAUCCAUCCCAUCUUGCACCUCACCGCGCUCACCUUCAGUUCAGUCUCACACACCAGUAAGCAACACGCCGUCUGGGGGGCCGCCUCCACAGAACAAUCAGCCAGUGGAAUUCAACCACGCGAUAAACUACGUCAACAAGAUCAAGAAUCGCUUCCAGGGUCAGCCAGAUAUCUACAAAGCCUUCCUGGAAAUCCUGCAUACAUACCAGAAAGAGCAGCGAAAUGCCAAAGAGGCAGGAGGCAAUUACACUCCAGCCCUGACUGAGCAGGAGGUUUAUACUCAAGUGGCGCGACUCUUCAAGAAUCAGGAAGACCUGCUGUCAGAAUUUGGACAGUUCCUGCCUGAUGCUAACAGCUCAAUGCUGCUUGGGAAAACUGCACCUGACAGGGCAGACUCUGUGCGUAAUGAUCAUGGCGGGACAGUAAAGAGACCAGUACCAAACAAUAAACAGAAAUUAAGCCACAAUGGGCUGACUGUCAAAAGACCCGGAGCUGCUGGAGUCUCACCCCUUCUCAAGAAGAAACCCAAAAUAGUCGGCAAGGACCAUCAUGGCUUUGGCGAAGUUGGAAAGCACAGCAACAGCACUGAAAGCAUGUUCUUUGACAAGGUCAAGAAAGCUCUGAGGAGCUCUGAGGCAUAUGAAAGCUUCCUGCGUUGUUUACACAUCUUCAACCAGGAGGUGAUUUCCCGUGCUGAAUUGGUUCAGUUAGUCAUCCCAUUUCUUGGAAAAUUCCCAGAACUGUUUACAUGGUUUAAAAACUUCCUGGGCUACCGAGAAUCCAGUCAAGGUGAGUCGAGCCAUGCGGAGAGUUUACCCAAGGAGCGGGCAACGGAGGGCAUCGCCAUGGAGAUUGACUAUGCAUCCUGCAAGAGGCUGGGCUCCAGCUACAGAGCUCUCCCUAAGAGCUAUCAGCAGCCUAAAUGUACCGGAAGGACGCCACUAUGUAGAGAGGUUCUGAAUGACACAUGGGUGUCAUUUCCAUCAUGGUCUGAAGAUUCGACUUUUGUAAGCUCCAAGAAGACACAGUAUGAAGAGCACAUUUACAGAUGUGAAGAUGAGCGUUUUGAGCUUGACGUUGUGCUGGAGACCAAUCUAGCCACGAUUCGAGCUCUCGAGUCAGUCCAACAGAGGCUUUCGCGAAUGUCUGCGGAGGAGCAGCUGCGCUUUAAGCUGGACAACACGUUGGGCAGCUCUUCAGAGGUCAUUCACCGCAAAGCGAUUCAGAGGAUAUACGGAGACCGAGCCAACGACAUCAUUGAUGGUCUUAAGAAGAACCCAACUGUGUGUGUCCCCAUAGUGAUAAAAAGGUUAAAGGUCAAAGAAGAAGAGUGGAGAGAAGCCCAGAGAGGCUUCAACAAAAUUUGGCGGGAACAGAAUGAAAAGUAUUAUCUGAAGUCACUCGACCAUCAAGGCAUCAACUUCAAACAGAACGACACCAAAGUGUUUCGCUCAAAGACCUUGGUCAGUGAAAUAGAAAUGCUGUAUGAUGAGCGUCAGGAGCGUGCCUCAGAGGAUCCUGCCAUUCCUCCUCCUAGCGGCCCACACAUGAACCUGGCCUACGAAGACAGUCAAAUCCUAGAAGACGCCGCGGCCCUUAUUAUUCACCAUGUCAAGAGACAAGUUGGCAUCCAGAAAGAUGACAAGUACAAGAUCAAACAGAUCAUACGCCACUUCAUCCCCGAUCUCCUUUUCGCCCGGCGAGGCGAGCUCUCUGAUGUGGAGGACGACGACGAGGAAGUGGAGGAUAUGGAUGCAGAUCCAGAUGGCAGCAAGAAACAUAAUGGCCUGCCCGGCAGCAACCCGUCAAAGUCCAAGCUCCUCUUCAGCAACAUGGCAGCUCAGAAGUUGCGUGCCACCGAUGAGGCCUAUAACUUGUUCUUUGUGAACAACUACUGGUACAUCUUCUUGCGCCUUCAUCACAUCCUCUGCUCUCGUUUGCUGCGAAUCUACGGGUACGCUGAGAAGCAGAUUGAUGAAGAUGCUCGCGAGAGGGAAUGGGAAAAAGAAAUGUUUGGCCUCCAAAAAGAAAAGAAUGACAAUACAGCCUUCCAACUUAAGAUGAGGGAGCCAAUGGAUGUUGAAGUAGAGGAUUAUUAUUCUGUCUUUCUGGAAAUGGUGCGGAACCUUUUGGAUGGUAACAUGGAACCAGCUCAGUAUGAGGAUUCCUUGAGGGAAAUGUUUACCAUCAAUGCCUACAUUGCCUUCACAAUGGACAAACUCAUCCAGAGCAUCGUCCGGCAGCUCCAACACCUCGUCACUGAUGACGCAUGUGCGCGGGUGAUGGACUUGUACCUGAGUGAGGUUGCCAAUAAAGCCACGGGUGGUUCCCUGCUCACUCAGGCGUCCCGGGCCACAGCAGAGGGCACCUACCAGCGCAAAUCAGAGCAGCUCAUGUCUGAAGAGAACUGCUUCAAGCUGAUGUUUAUGAAGAACCAAGACUCUGUUUGUAUGGGAAUGGAGCUGCUAGACACAGAAGAGGAGAACUCUGAUGAGCCUGCAGAGAGGUGGUCGGACUAUGUGGGCAGAUACCUGAACUCAGAUUCGACUUCCGCAGAGCUGCGUGAGCAUUUGGCCCAGAAACCAGUGUUCCUGCCCAGGAAUCUGAGGAGAAUCAGGAAGUGCCAGAGAGGAUGGGAACAGCUGCAACAGGAGAGGAUGACCACAGGCCCCUCGGACGAGUUGCAAGGUGACAAGAGCAAACUGAAGAUGGAGUGCAUGUUCAAGCUCAACUCCUACAAGAUGGUGUAUGUCUGCAAAUCGGAGGACUUCAUGUACAGGCACACUGCACUUACACGCGCUCAUCAGUCCCAUAAACGGGUCCACAGACGCCUGCAUAGACGCUUUCAGGCCCGCUUGGACACCUGGGCCAAAGAGCAUGUGACAAGCGACAUGGCUAACGACUGCCGGAGUUGGCUGUCGGGAGACGGACGAGAAGGCCUGUUGCCCUGUACUACAACGUGCAACCCAGAGGUGCUGCAUUAUCUCACUGUUAACAAGUACCGAGUCAAGUACAAAACAUAGUAGCCAAUGAUCCUGUCAGCGACCACACAAGUAGGACUGUCCAAGGACAACGGAUGGAACUUUGUUCUUCACCCUGCCUAUUCUUUUGCCAACUUUGGUCUGCUUUUUUCAUCACUCAAUUUAGGUCAAUUUAGUACUUUUCAAUCUUAGAAAAUCCAGAUUUUCAGGUCAUUCUGUUGAGAAAGUUUUCUUUUCCAUGGGAAAAUCUUUUGAGUGAACGACAGAAGCUCUUUGGGUAAUGAGAAAACUGUUGCUUCCAGUUCUAAAAGUGAACAGGUUUUGAAUGUUCCCGUUGCUGAUAACUCUGGAAUCAACUUUUCAAAUAGGACAAGCCAACCGUUUUUUUUGUAAAUGAUGUCCAUUAAAUGUCAUUCUUGAUGUCUGAUGCCCUGUAUGACACAGUGGCAUUAUUUAGCUAGUUGCAACUAAAUGCAAAAUAUAAUUUCUUUUAAAUCACUACAGUUGGGGGGUGUCGGGUUAGGGACUUUUGUUGUUAGUGGUCUGGUGAACGUCAAGCCUUGAUUUACGCAAUUAAUUUAUAUGCCCUUCAAGACUGAACUGUCUACACCUUUACACUGUCUGGCAUGGCUACAUUGUGAUUUUAAAACGAUUGACCGUUCCCAAGCAGCAUUUUGUGCUGGUGCGCAUAGUGUUCAUUCAUCUGUUUUGGAAAGUACAGUUUUCAAGACUGAAAUGAACCAUCAACGGCUCAUCAACUCUUUGUAUUUACGUUUGUCAAAACGAUCCGUAUCUGUGUGACAGAUUGGUGAAACCUGCUUACGAAUGAAUGGAUGGAUGAAUUCUCCCCAUGUUUAGUGUCGAUACCGCCUCUCAGUUGUAUAUAGUAGUUCUAUCCGUGAAUGUCAGCCAUGUCCAGUAUUUGGUAAUCCAGUCAGCAAUACUUAUACCCCACUGUGAAUGUUAAUUCUUAUUGACCGCCCGCCCACCCUAAAACUCAUCCGAAAGUGCUAACAUUGAUGUUCAGAUUGUAGUUAUUGUACGAUAAAAUGAAAGAAGUAGGUUUUUAUUAAUAAUUUCGGGGGACGUGGAACAGUGGAAUUUCAGCCUGUCACUCCAACUUCAAUGUGCCACAUGUCCAGUCAAGCCUGAAAUUCUUCGUAUUCCUCAGGUACAUCUGAAUAAUUUUGAGCUUGAUUGUAUGCAGAGAUGAGAAAUCGAGAUUUGGAAAAGAAAUAUACUAGCACGAUUUGAUUUUGGCCACAGCUGCUUCUACUCAACCGGCAGGUAAAUAAGCUCAUUUACCUUACCUGUAGAAACAAAUGUGGCCAAAGCCAAAAUGGUGUGGGGCUUUUUUUUCUCUUUUCUCCCCGGAUGUCGAUUUGCCACCCCUGACUGUAUGUAAUAAGUUAUUUGUAAUGGCCCCAAAACAGGAAAGAUUCAGUCUGACUUCAUGUCAGACAAUGAGGACAAAAAAGCAUUUGUCUUUUGAUAUAGCGUAUGUAAACUUCUGGUUUCAUACAUUUUCCAUUAAGAAUGAAUUACAACACCAACACAGUUUGACAUUGAAGGAAAGAUUGAGAGGGGAAAAAAGAUAUACCACCAUUUUAAAGUGAUGAAUACCGAACUAGCUAUCUUGCAGUUGGGUUUUAGUUUUGUAUGUAUUUACUGUGCGUAUUUUGGUUAAAACGCCGCACAGUUCAGAUGAGCUGAUUGUAAACAAAUUCAUUGUAUCUUUUACUGUGUUUGUUCUCUUCUCUCGGUGUACAUGGUAGUCAGGUGUUUGUUAUUAAACAAUCCUUUAUAGACAGAAA